Molecule: messenger RNA, 3333 nt
Organism: Plasmodium adleri (nom. inval.)
Lineage: Eukaryota; Apicomplexa; Aconoidasida; Haemosporida; Plasmodiidae
Product: pre-mRNA-splicing factor ATP-dependent RNA helicase PRP2, putative
Exons: 1
Coding region: 1-3333 (1110 amino acids)
Cellular component (GO): intracellular anatomical structure; catalytic step 2 spliceosome
Molecular function (GO): ATP binding; RNA binding
Source: RefSeq, a predicted model, not a curated record
AUGAAUGAAAAAAGUGAUUUACACAAGAGAUCAAUUGAAUUUGCAGAUAAUGAUGAAUCAAAAAAAAAAAUAAAAACAGACGAAGAAGAAAAUGAUAUAAUGGAAAGUAAAGGAAAAGAUUCUUAUUCUUUAUAUUUAGAAUAUCAAAAAGGUAGGAAUAAAAAAUUAAAGAAUAAUGAAGAAUAUAUUGAAUAUUUAAAAAAAGAUGCUAGAAGAAAAUAUUUAAAAGAAAGAGAAAAAGAAAAAUUAGAUAUAACGAAGAAAUUAUUAGAUGAUGAAUUAUUAUAUAGUACUGUAAAAUUAGAAGGAAAAGAUUUAAAAGAAUUACAAUUUUCUAAAAAAAUAUAUAAUAUAGCUAAAGAAAAUAUAAAUUUAAGAGAAAAAUUACAAGAAGAAUCAUAUUAUUUUCAACAAGAUAUAGAUAAAAAUAAAAAAACACAAACAUAUGAAAACAACAAAGUAGAUAAAUCAUUAUAUAAUUAUGAUGAACAAAUUUUAAAUAAAGGAAUUCUCAAAUUUGGUUCUGCAAUUUCAAAAGAAAAUCUACAAAAACAAAAUAAUAAUGAAUUUGUUUUUGACGAAGAUAUUAUAACAACUAAUAGGAAAAGUAUAAAAAGGGCAUCCUUCGAAGAGAAAAAAUGGAAUGAAUCACCAACAACAAAAAAAAAAAAAAAAAAAGACGACAUGGAAAGUGACAACAAGGGUGAUAAGGAUGAUAAAUAUUAUAAACGUCAUAAAUAUGAAAAAUAUGAUAAAUAUGAUAAAUAUGAAAAAUAUGAUAAAUAUGAUAAAUAUGAAAAAUAUGAUAAACAUGAUAAACAUGAUAAAUAUGACAAACAUAAUAAAAAAUACCCUUCCAAAUAUAAAGAAAUAAAUACCUCUUAUGAAAGCAAUAGUCCCACUGAUAGCACUUAUAAAAGUGAAGAGGAAAGCACCUCAUCAGUGGAUAAAUAUCAUAGAAACAAUAAAUAUGAUAAUGAGAAAACAAAACAUGAAAAAAAAAAAAAAAAGAGUAUAGUUACAGAUGAAGAAAGAAAUGUUGAUAGUAAUAAGAGAUCCUUUGAAAAAAAGGAAUCCGAAUUAAAUGAAAAUGGACUUACAGAUGUUGUUGAAUUUGUACAUUUAGAAAGUUUUUAUGGUAUGAAUGAAAAAGAAAAAGAAUUAGAAAAACUUUUUGAAGAUAUAAAAAAAAGAAAAGAAAAGAAAAUGAAAAAAAUUAUUGAUGAAAGGAAAAGGUUACCUAUAUAUAGUUAUAGAUACGAUAUAUUGAAAGCUAUAAAAAAUAAUAAAAUUUUAAUAUUAGUAGGUGAAACAGGUAGUGGAAAAAGUACACAAUUAACUCAAUAUUUAUAUGAAUGUAAAUAUCAUAUGUAUGGUAAUAUUAUAUGUACACAACCAAGAAGAAUUGCAUGUAUAGCUAUAGCAAAUAGAGUAGCAGAAGAAAUGAAUGUAAAAAUAGGUAAAGAAGUUGGAUAUGUAAUUAGAUUUCAAAAUAAAACAAGUGAAGCUACCAAAAUUAUGUAUAUGACAGAUGGUAUGUUUUUACGUCUGUUAUUAUAUAAUCCAACAUUAGAAGAUAUAUCUGUAUUAAUUAUUGAUGAAGCUCAUGAAAGAGCUUUACAUACUGAUGUUAUUUUGCCAAUAGUAAAAGAUAUAUGUAACUUUAGAGAAAAUAUUAGAGUUGUUAUAUCUUCAGCUACUUUAGAUGCAGAAAAAAUAUCCACAUAUUUUAAUUGUGCACCCAUUUUUUAUGUACCAGGAAGAAAAUAUAAUGUAGAUAUAUACUACACAAUAAAUAAUGAAAGUAAUUAUAUAUCAGCCAUUGUAAUAACUAUAUUACAAAUACAUAUAACUCAAGGAAAAGGGGAUAUUUUAGUAUUUUUACCAGGUCAGUAUGAAAUUGAAUUAGUUCAACAGGAAUUAGAAAAUAAAUUAAAUGAACUGGCUCCAAAAUAUCGUAACCUGAUCAUAUUACCUAUUUAUUCAUCUUUGCCUGUAGAAUAUCAGGCACGUAUAUUUGAAGAUGUUACUGAAGAAGACAAUAUGAAGUUUUUAGAAGAUAUUAAUGAUAAGAAUGAUGAAAAUAAUAAAAACCAUAAAGAUAUUGAUAAAAAUAAUAAAAUGGAUGAAGAUAGUAAUUCCAAAUUGAAUGUAUCACAAAGUAAAAAUAAAAAAAAUAUUAACGAAGAAAUAGAAGAACUUAAAAGAGUAAAUACAAAUAAUAAAAUAAGAAGGAAAAUUAUUUUAUCAACAAAUAUUUGUGAAACGAGUAUAACUAUAGACAAUAUUGUUUAUGUUAUUGAUUCAGGUUUAUGUAAACAAAAAAUAUAUAACCCUAAUUCAGGUAUAGAAUCUUUAGUUACUCUACCAUGUUCUAAAGCAUCAGUGAAUCAAAGAACAGGUAGAGCAGGAAGAAAAAGAGACGGGAAAUGUUUUCGAUUAUUUACAAAAAAAUCAUUUAUUGAUUUAAGUGAUAAUUCAAUUCCUGAAAUACAAAGAUGUGAAAUUAGUAGUAUGAUAUUGUUAUUAAAAAGUUUAGGUAUGGAUGAUAUUAUUAAUUUUGAUUUUUUAGAUCCUCCUUCUCCUAUUGUUAUUAUUAAAGGAUUAGAACUUUUAUAUUCUUUAGGUGCUCUAAAUGAUGAAGGAAAUCUAACUAGGACAGGACGUAAAAUGGCAGAAUUUCCAACAGAUGUAAAAUCAAGUAAAAUGAUUUUAUCAGCUGCAGAAAAAUAUAAUUGUGUUGAUGAAAUUUUGAAUAUUGCAUCUAUGUUAACACAUGCUAAUAAUAUUUUUUAUGUUCAAAAAGGUAAAGAAAAAGAAGCAGAAAAUAUUAAAAAAAUGUUUAUUAUUGAAGGUGGAGGUGAUUUCUUACUCUUUUUAAAUAUUUAUAAACAAUGUGAAGAAAAUAAUUUCUCUACCUCUUUUUGUUAUGAUCAUUUCUUACAAUAUCAUACUCUUAUUAAAGUUAAAGAUGUGAAAACACAACUAUUAAGUAUAUGUGAAAAAAUUGAUAUACCCAUUACAUCUUGUGGUAUUGAAAAUCAUGAAUCCUUAAAUAAUAUUAAAAAAAGUAUUGUCAGUGCAUUUUUUACAAAUGCCGCUCUACCUGUUAAUAAAACUGAACUCAAAAUUAUAAAAUUAAAUCAAGUUGUUAGUAUAUAUCCUAAUUCAGUUCUCUUUAAAAAAAAUAUUAUGGAAGAAAAUGAAAAUGUGUGUAUCAUUUUUUAUGAAGUUAUUAAACUAAAUAAAUCAUAUAUAAGACAUAAUAUACCUGUAAAUAAAAACUUGUUAUUUCAAAUUGCAGACUUUUAUUUUCUUAACAAAACGGAAUAA